This is a messenger RNA of Anopheles merus, 5451 nucleotides long. Its product is annotated as AT-rich interactive domain-containing protein 1B-like. The annotation marks the transcript as partial. The transcript has 3 exons. The record is from RefSeq and is a predicted model, not a curated record. Lineage: Eukaryota; Metazoa; Arthropoda; Insecta; Diptera; Culicidae.
CCCGGCACCGCCCGUCCUGUCCUCCUCCGCCCAGCAGCAGCAGCAGCUGCUGCACCAUCCGUCUUCCUCGCCACACUCGAACCAUCUGCUAGGCGGCCCGAACCACCAUCUGCCGCCGGGCGCCUCGCCCGGUUUGGUGCCGCCCCGCAGCAGCAGCAGCAGCAGCAGCAGCAGGCCCCGCUCGGUGUGCCGUCGGUGGCGCACGGGGGUGGAUCGGGCGCCAUCCACGCGUCACCCAACGCCCAAAACCCUUCGUCCGGUGGACGCAGCAGUAGUGGUGGUGGGGGAGGCGGAGGAGGUGGUGGAGCAGGAUCGUUUGCUGCCGCGCUGCGUAAUCUCGCCAAGCAGGCGGACGUCAAGGAAGACGAACCGUCGGGUGCAGGUGGUGGUGGUGGAGGCGGCGGUGGUGCACCAGGGGUAGGAGGCGGAUCGAGUGGAGGACCCGGACCGGGAGGUGGUGGUGGAGGAGGUGGUCGAGACAGAGAUCAUCGCGAUCGGGACCGGGAACGAGAAGGAGGUGGCAACGGAGGAGGAGGAGGUGGAAUGCAGCUGGACGGUCGGGGCAACGCGAUGCCAUCGAUGGUGGUGGACAGGCGCGGGGAGGACGCGCGGGGGAACAUUAUCAGCGACGGCGGCAGGAUACGAAGCGGGGACGGGGGGCGGGACAGUCGGGGAGGCGGCGUCGAUGCGGCCAAGAAGCAGCAUCAGCAGCAGCAACGCUCCUCGCCGCAACCACCGGAGAAGAUGCCGCGCCUCAAUCCGCCCAGCUCGAAUACGAUCCAGUCGGAACUGCUGGCCCGAAGCGGAUUUCAACCGUACAGACCGGACGAACGGCUAGCCCAUCCGGCCGGUGCGUUUCCGAUCGAUGCGUACUCGGCGUUCGGCUCCAUUCCCGGCAUGCCACCAGCAAAUCUCUUCAACCCGGCCGCACUGGCGUACCACGAUCCGGCCAUCUAUCUCGAUCCGCGCUACCAGAUGCUGCGGGCCAGCCACCAUUCGGCCGCAGGGCACCCGCUCUACCCGUCGCUACCCUACCCGCCCAACCUGUACGGCAUGCUGCCCGGCAUGGGCAUGCAGAGCAUACACGAGCGCAUGAAGCUGGAGGAGGAGCACCGGGCCGCUCGGUUGCGCGAGGAGGAGCGGGCCCGGGAAGCGCGCGAGGCGGCGAUCGAGCGGGAGAAGGAGCGCGAGCUGCGCGAGCAGCGCGAGCGGGAGCAGCGCGAGAAGGAGCAGCGCGAAAAGGAGCAGCGCGAGAAGGAGGAGCGCGAGCGGCAGCAGCGCGAGAAGGAGCAGCGGGAGCGCGAGCAGCGCGAGAAGGAGCGCGAGCGGGAAGCGGCCCGCGAGCGCGAACGGGAGCGGGAGCGGGAGCGCGAGCGAGAGCGCAUGAUGCACAUGAUGCCCCACUCGCUGCCCCGGCCGUUCUUCUCCAUUCCCGGCCUGCCGCCCGGCCUGUCCGCACCGCUCGGGCUGGGCAUGCGGCCCCAGGGCGGUCCGCUCGGGCUGCCCUCGCACCAUCCGCUGCACCCGUCGCUCGGGCUGAGCAUGGGACUGGGGCUGCCACAAGUGCCGCAGCCGCCGGCCGGCUCGUCGCUCAAUCUGUCGCACCCGUCGGCGGGCAUGGUGCCGCAGCCGCCCCCGCCCGGCAGCGCGCUGGGCCACCCGUCGAUACCGACCAGCCUGGCGGCGGCGGCCGCCGCCUACAGCCACAGCAUCGCCUCCACGAUGAGCUCGUACCACUCGUCGAUGGCGCACAUCGGCGGGCUGAAUCUGUCCCACACGGCAGCGCUGGCCAACGCGCAGAACCUCAGCCUGGCCGGUCACAUUCCACCGCCCGCCCACGGUUCGCUCAAUCUGUCCGCGGGCGGGUCGCCGGUGGCGGUCGUGUCGUCCUCCCCGACGGGCGGCCACCAUCUGGCGUCGCCCUCGCCCCACCAUCAUCUUACCUCACCGCACGGCGCCCCGCUCGCCCUAACGUCGAGCAAAUCCGCGUCCACCCAUCCGUCGCCGCACCCGGCCACCCGUGCUUCCCCGUCCUCGCCCAUCGUUGCCACGAGCGGCGGCGGCGGCGGCGGCGGCGGCAGCAACACCCCGAACAGUGCGGCCGCCCCGCACCCGUACUACACUGCCGCCGCGAUGGCCGCCGCUUCGCCACUGUCGCUCAGCAGCAAGGCGCCGCCCCAUCCCCAUUCGGCCCUGUCCUCGCACUCGCCCGUCGGUGCGGGCAGUCACCAUCUGCACCAUCUGCAUCAUCAUGCGGCGCAACAGCAGCCGCCGCCGCCGCCCGGGUCGCAUCCGGGCGCCCAAACGCAACCCCAGCUCUCGCAGCAUCCGCCCGGCGCGAGCGGGCGCAGCAGUGCGGUCAUAACGCCGCCCAGCACGCACCAUCAGGCGGCCGCGGUCGCCGCCCACCAUCACCAUCUGCAGCACCAUGCGGCGAUGGUGGCGGCGGCGGCGGCCGCCGCUGCAUCCCAGGAGCAGCAGCAGCGUUCCUCCUCCUCCCAGCAACAUCGCGGGCCGGGGGCGGCGGCGUCGGGACCACCACCACCAACGCAUCGUCUAGAGCAACCGCCACAAGUAGUGGCUGCCGCUCCCACACAGCAGCAACCAUUGCCACCGGCGCCCGCGGCGGCCCCAUCUGCCGGGGUGCAACUCACGGAACACAGUGUAAAUAGUACAAACGUCACUAGUAUUAACAGCAGCAGCAGCAGCAGUAGCACCGCGGACAGGAACGGUGACGCAAAAUCGCGCUCACCCGUCGUCGCCGACGGGCACAACAGCACGAACGUCAUCAAGUCGACCAGCAAUGCGGACGAGACGGGCGGUGUGAUUAAGCGGUCCGGAUCCUCCUCACCCGGGGGCACCGGCGGCGGCAGUCCUGCGAUGCGCGUAGCAACACCGGUCGUGGUAGCCGGUGGUGCCGAAGCACACGAAACGACAAACGGCGGUGGAGCCAGCACGACGGCACCACUGUCAGACUCGCGUCCCGUCUCACGCAGUGCCAGCGAUGAAGCCUCCAAGGAUGGCAUGGUGGCGUCGAAGGAGGAACGGGCCGAUGUGGCGAAGGACGACGGCAAGGACCCGGCGUCCGUUAUUUCCAACGAUAAUGGACCGAGCGAGAACAACGGCACGCUCGACAAGCAGCACCACGACAAGGCUGCGACGGUCAACAGCAAUGGCAAUGGAGGUGGACAGGCCAAUCAAGCGGCCGCCGGAUCGGACGGUGGUGCAGGCAGCCCGGCGGAACUGAGCGGGAAUCGUGAGCGACGAUCACCGUCCAUCCCAAACAGCAACGCCGGAGCGGCCACACCGGCAGCCACCACCGCAGCCCCGCUGGCGCCGACCACAGGUAAUAGCAAGGGUGGAGGCGGUGGAGUACAGGGUGACACAGCAACAACGCUGGAUGAAGUGGCACUCCCAGCACCACCACCACCACCACCCACGUCCAAGCGCGACAGACGAACGUCCGGACCCGCAGUGUCGGACGCAGCGACGGAAGGUGCUGGUGGUGGUGCUGGUGCAGAAAAUGGGAAGAAAGGCACGCUGCUGCACGGUGCCAGCGAGCGGAAGGGGGAAACCGAAAGCGUACUAAACAAUGGUGCCCGGGGAGCGGCGGGAGGCGAUAGUAGAUAGUGUAGUGUAGGGUAGGGGUCCAGAAACGAAGGACAGGACAAGGACGGCCGACGACGUCUACUAAAGAAAAAAAAAGAGGUUUCAUCUCUCACUCCCUCUCUCUUGCAUUUAGUUGUGGAUCUGUAACUUUGAACGCAAAAACAGAGAAAGGGCACAGGGAAAGGUCCUUUUUAAAAUACAAAUUGUACUAAAUUGCAUGCAGUUCUUCCAGUGCGAAGGAGACAAGCAAAACACCUUCACAGAAAGGGCAUACACGACUUAACACGAGUAGAGCGAGAUAUGAUAUGAUGGAAAGAAGGAAAACGAUCAGAACGCUUCCUUGCAGUAGUUGCGAGCACAAACUUUUAGCAGCAAAAUAGAUGUUGUUGUUGUACAUACCCGCCAAUAACGAGUAGGAAUCCUUUCUCGCUUUCGUUGUUGGAUUGUCUUCGUCCGCUUUUUUUUUUUUUGCUUAAUGCAACGACAAACGAUUCAUCAUCCUGUGUGGUGUAGGUGUGUAUCUUAAGAUGUGUUCUUAAAACUGUGUCACACAUACAUACAUACACACACACACACCAUCUCUCCCAUCCAUCCACACCACGCGGUAGUAGAACGUGGUAGGGGUGGGAUACGGCAACACAAGAAAGGCAACAUUUAGGUAAAGUAGUAGUAGUUGGAGGUUUAGAGAUAAGGUUGAUUAAAGUAGGCUAGGAAAAGGUAAAGCGCAAGUACGAAAGAGAGAAAGAGAGAAAAAAAACACGAAACCAUGCAAAGAAGAGAAGAGCGAAAGAAAGAGAAAACGAAGUGAGAGAAACCAGUAGUACAAUGAUACCCCUUCUCUAUCUGUGUUUACACUACUCGAUUGCUCACUCACUCACUCAUUCUUUCUCUCUCUCUCUCUUUGUUGCUUCAUCUCGACGAAAGGACGAACCUGACAAUAUAAUAUACGACGCUAUGCGUGUCUCUGUUAACCGUACCACAAAUAUAUCCUUUUCCUUCUCGUUCGAUUCGUACUUUUUCGCUUCUUUUCUUGCUUUUCCUCUCUUACCACCUCUUAGAAGGUGGAGAGCGCGAGUGGGGAAAGGAAGGCUACUGUACUGAGAUGAAUGUAAACAGUGUGUUUAGGGGGAGCAACUUGUACGAUUAUUAUCACUACCACCACCCCCAUUACAUUUAUGAUGAGCGCUAAUUAUAAUAUUAUUUUAUUUCUUACAUAUGGUUUACUCUAUCGCUAAUCGCGCGCGUUGCAUAUCAUUAUGCUUGUAAAACGAUCUACACACACACAUGUUUGUAUGUGCAUAGAGAAAUGGGAGGAUUAUAAAUAGAAGGAAACUACAAGCACAUGCGAAUAACAUUUAAGCUUCAGGAUAUGUACAUUCACUUGACCUAAGGGAGGACACCUAGGGCGUGUUAGGAUAAGAAAUAUUGCUUUAAUUCUUUUCUAAAAAAAAUACACAAAUUAAAGAGAGUGACAGGCGAAACAGACAGGAAAAAUAAACAGUACAGCGCAAACACAUUUCCUUACAGGAGUUUCUUUGUUUUGUUUUGUUGCUUUUUUUUCUUUCUUUUUGGAUAAAUUAAGUCAGUUCUAAAAUGUAUGAUUUACAAUAAGCACACGGUUGCCUGCGCAUAUUUUGGAAGUAAUGCGGAAGAGAGAAGAGAAGAGAGAGGCAUACAUGCAUAGAUAGGACCAGUGAGAAAGGAAAAGAGAAGAUAAAAAGAAGCAAAAUGUAUGUAGUUAAGGACACGCAGUAGACUGUGUAAUAAGAAAUGGAAAAGAUAGGGUCAAAAAAGUAAAGAAAGAAGGGCAAAGAAGCAUCAAGAAAUAGUAGAUAGAGCAAU